AUGGAGAGCCCCAGUCUCCGAGAGCUCCAACGGCCUCUGCUGGCGGGCGUGGGCUGCGAGCCGGCUGUCCAGAAAACUGGGGAGCCUGAGCUGGGGCCUCCCUUUCGAGAGACAGCCUUUGCGGAGUCGCUGAGGGGUUGGCAGUGCCUACCACCUCUUCCCUCUGUGAGCGCCAGCCUGGGGGAGCCAGGGCCCCCCGACCUUGAGGAUGUGUCAUCCAGUGACAGUGACUCAGACUGGGAUGGGGGCAGCCUUCUCUCGCCGCUCCUACCCCACGACCACCUCGGCUUGGCCGUCUUCUCCAUGCUGUGCUGCUUCUGGCCCGUGGGCAUUGCCGCCUUCUGCCUAGCCCAGAAGACCAACAAGGCUUGGGCCGAGGGGGACGUCCAGGGGGCAGGGGCCGCCUCCCGCCGCGCCUUCCUGCUGGGGGUCCUGGCUGUGGGGCUGGGCGUGUGCACUUACGCGGCCGCCCUGGUGACCCUGGCCGCCUACCUCGCCUCCCGAGACCCGCCCUAGUGGGCCCCGCGGCCCCCACUGUGAACCCAGAGGCCGGCAGCCCAGCGCGCCCGCGGUCAGAGUGGAGAAUCCGGGGGGAUGAGGCGGCGGCGGCGGCAUCCGGAAUCGGGAGUGAGCUGGACCACCCCCUCGCCUUCCUGGCCGCCGCAACGUGAGAUUAAACGCCAGACACUCUUG
Messenger RNA from Ceratotherium simum simum (southern white rhinoceros), 693 nucleotides. It is a transcript of the gene TMEM91, whose product is annotated as transmembrane protein 91. Gene Ontology annotation, cellular component: membrane; intracellular membrane-bounded organelle. The record is from RefSeq and is a predicted model, not a curated record. NCBI's taxonomy places the organism in Eukaryota, Metazoa, Chordata, Mammalia, Perissodactyla, Rhinocerotidae.